AUUCUGUUCUCCUUUCAUUCUUCAAAAUGCUGUAUAUGGUCAAAAAAAAAAGUACAGAUAGUAGGUUCCUUCCCAAAAAGUCACAAAUGGUCACAAUAGUCACAAAAAAGUCAAAAAAAGUCACAAAAAGGUCAAAAAUAGUAAAGUGUUGAUUUCCUGAUGAAUCUGCUCUCCACACCACUUGACUAUGAAAACCACUUUACCACAUACAUAGUCCUGACUCGCAGAUCCCGCGUAGAUUGACAAUCUGCCAGGUCGUCUGCUGCAAUCAUCAUGUCAAUCACUUAUGGAUAUGAACUUUCUUCGAAUGACGACCCUUUUGUGAUCAGCAUCGGACAUCUAGUGGAACUGAUGAUAAACGCACUGACUUCGGAACGUGCAACUUUACUUGAUACUAUUCCCCUCUUGAAAUACAUCCCACCUUGGCUUCCCGGCGGAGAGUUCAAAAAGCAAGCAGAGGAGUGCCGCGCCGUUGCACGAGUGGUACUGGACGAUCCUGUAAAGUAUGCGCAGGUUAGAAUGGUCGCUGGUACGGCAACGACAUCUUUUGUGAAUGACUCAUUCGAGAUGGAAACUGGAAAGGACUUGACGGUCUCCAAGGGCAAAGCUGUCAGGGCAGUAGCAGCUACUGUAUUCCUUGCCGGAGCAGAAACGACAUCAUCCACACUCCUAAUCUUCCUCCUUGCUAUGAUGUUACAUCCGGAGACGCAGGUCAGAGCUCAGGAAGAAAUCGAUCGCGUGGUUGGAGAUACCCGUCUGCCCUAGUUCAGGGAUAGGGAGAAUCUUCCUUACGUUGAGGCUGUACUUUUAGAGACCCUGCGAUGGCACCCCGUUCUCCCCUUGAUGCUUCCACAUAUGACAACGACCGCCGACUUGUUUCGCGGUAUGUAUAUCCCAAAGGACAAGUUACGACGCUCCUUAGCCACACUGCAUCUCACUCAACUUCAAUC
Messenger RNA from Pisolithus orientalis, 950 nucleotides. RefSeq names its product cytochrome P450. The transcript is spliced from 6 exons. Gene Ontology annotation, molecular function: oxidoreductase activity, acting on paired donors, with incorporation or reduction of molecular oxygen; heme binding; iron ion binding. The record is from RefSeq and is a predicted model, not a curated record. The coding region runs from base 274 to 765 and encodes 163 amino acids. Lineage: Eukaryota; Fungi; Basidiomycota; Agaricomycetes; Boletales; Pisolithaceae.